Molecule: messenger RNA, 1140 nt
Organism: Populus euphratica (Euphrates poplar)
Lineage: Eukaryota; Viridiplantae; Streptophyta; Magnoliopsida; Malpighiales; Salicaceae
Product: ankyrin repeat-containing protein At3g12360-like
Exons: 2
Coding region: 23-889 (288 amino acids)
Cellular component (GO): membrane
Source: RefSeq, a predicted model, not a curated record
AAUAAAACUCCAUCCUUAUGCUAUGGACCAGCGCGAUGAAAUGAAUCGGAGCAUUUUGGAUGUGGCCAUCAUGUAUCGCCAGAAAAAGAUCUUCGAUAUUGUGAAGGAACAGAAGAUACCAAUGGCUAGAAUGCGUCGAUUUCUUGAUUAUAGCGGAAACAAAUUGUUGCACCAUGUUGCAGAUAUGAAGAAAAACAGUGGAGUAACCAAGCCUGGGCCUGCACUCCAACUUCAGGAGGAGUUGAAAUGGUUUGAGCGAGUGCAAGACGUAAUCCCUUCUUAUUAUGUCCCGCUUCUGAACAAAGAUGGAAUGACUGCAAGAGAGUGCUUCGAAAUAGCCCACGAGAAGCAACUGGAAAAGGCACAAACAUGGAUCAAGGAAACAUCUCAGUCUUGUUCCACUGUAGCUGCACUUGUUGCAACUGUUGUCUUUGCUGCCGCCUAUACUGUGCCCGGAGGUUCUGAUGAAAAUGGCAAGCCCAUCUUCAUCAACUCUCCCUAUUUUCUGAUUUUCACUGUCUCUGAUGUUGUCUCCUUAGCAAGCUCCUUGACUUCGCUUGUGGUGUUUCUCUCUUUGUUGACCUCUCCAUUUGAGCUACAAGAAUUCCACAUCUCUCUUCCUCGAAAACUUAUUGUUGGCUUCUCCUUCCUCUUCUUUUCUGUGUUAACGACCAUGCUAUCAUUUGGCGCCACAAUUUUGAUACUCAUUCAGACAGAGAGGAGGUUGACAACAUUACUCCUUUCCAUUGCUUCAUUCCUUCCUGUCUUAAUCUUUGGAAUAUUGCAAUUCCGUCUGUAUGUCUCCUUCAUGGGCACUACAUUAUACAUCGUUAAACCAGGAAAGCUCAGCCAGCGUUUCUUGUCCCCUGCUCAGCAUGGUGGAAAAUAGCUCCGUCGAGAAGAUUAAUACUGGAGAUUUAACUGGCAUAGAGGUUUUUCCCUUUUCUUGUUUGUUUGAACCUCAACCAUUGAUCAUUAUAAAUUGAGUGUAAUAGCGUGUAUGGUUUUUCCUUUUCCUUUUUCUUGAUAUUUAUGUGGUUUUCCUCUCUUCAAUGAUGGCCUUGAAGCCAGCAUGUAUUAUAUAUAGUGUCAUAGGUUGGUAUUUGACUAGUAUGAUGUCAGGCCUUCAAGCUUGCUUCA